UGCAGUAGUGGUGAUGCUGCUCCCUGGCGUGUAGAGGAGGAGAGAGAGCGUGCCCGCUGCCCAAUGACAGCGCAGGAUGCUGAGAGAGGCUGCUCGGGUGAAUGGAGGCGACAAGAUGCCGUCUAGAGCGGCGAAGAAGAGGAAUUAACAUCGAUAAAGAUCUGACUUUGAUCUACUCCACCUUUUCAGACAUGAAAUAAGUCACCCAUGUGCAGUUCUAAGAGUCAGAGCAGUCUCAUUAUAACUCGCCCCUGUUAAGGACCCCUCUGGUGGCUACACCGCCGAAUCACAGGACAUGUACGGCAGUGCCAGAGCUGUAGGCCAUGUAGAGAGCAGCCCCGUACGGUCCCCGCGCCUACCAAGGUCCCCCAGACUGGGCCAUCGAAGGGCACACAGUGGGAGCGGUGGUGCGGGGGGCAAGACGCUCUCCAUGGAGAACAUCCAGUCCCUCAACGCUGCCUAUGCUACUUCGGGGCCCAUGUACCUGAGUGACCACGAGGGCGUGGGCUCCACUGCCACCUACCCAAAAGGCACUAUGACUCUGGGUCGCGCCACCAGUCGGGCCAUGUAUGGGGGCCGUGUCACAGCCAUGGGCAGCAGUCCCAAUAUUGCUUCUGUGGGGCUGCCUCAUGCUGACCUUCUGUCUUACAGUGACCUGGGCUCCCUCUCCAUGCUGCACCCCCACCACCACCAGGGGGUGCCCUCUGCUCUGCUGAGGCAGGCAGUGCGGGGCAGUGGUGGGGAGCUGCUGGAGAUGCAGGCCCAGCUCAGGGAGAUGCAGAGGGAGAAUGAGAUGCUGCGACGGGAGCUUGACCUGAAGGACAGUAAGUUGGGAUCUUCCACCAACAGCAUCAAGAGUUUCUGGAGUCCUGAACUGAAGAAGGAGAGAAUAAUGAGGAAAGAAGAGGCAGCUCGUACGUCAAUCCUCAAAGAACAAAUGAGAGUCACUCAUGAGGAGAACCAGCAUCUUCAGAUGACCAUCCAAGCUCUGCAGGAUGAAUUGCGCACACAGCGAGACCUCAACCACCUGCUGCAGCAGGAGAGCGGUAACCGCUCUGGGUCUGAGCAUUUCACCACCAUUGAGCUGACAGAGGAGAACUUCCGGCGGCUACAGGCCGAACAUGACAGACAGGCCAAGGAGCUCUUCUUGCUGAGAAAGACCCUAGAGGAGAUGGAACUGAGGAUCGAGACCCAGAAACAAACUCUGGGUGCCAGAGAUGAGUCUAUUAAGAAGUUGCUUGAGAUGCUACAGAGCAAAGGGCUGCCCCCGGGCCCGGGCAGGGCGACCGAGGAGGAGGAGCAGGAGAGAGCCCGGCGCAUUGCUGAAGCAGAGGCGCAGCUGGGACACCUGGAGGUCAUUCUGGAUCAAAAGGAGAAGGAAAACAUCCAUUUGCGAGAGGAACUGCACAGAAGAAACCAACUGCAUCAGGAUCCAAGUAAAACUAAGGCCCUGCAGACCAUUAUAGAGAUGAAAGACACCAAAAUUGCCUCUCUGGAACGCAACAUUCGGGACCUGGAGGAUGAGAUUCAAAUGCUGAAGGCAAACGGCUUACUGAACACAGAGGACAGAGAAGAGGAAAUCAAACAGAUGGAGGUCUACAAGAACCACUCUAAGUUUAUGAAGACGAAGAUUGACCAGUUGAAGCAGGAGUUGUCAAAGAAAGAGUCAGAACUGCUGGCUCUGCAGACGAAGCUAGAGACCCUCAACAACCAGAACUCAGACUGCAAACAGCAUAUCGAGGUGCUCAAAGAGUCUCUCACUGCCAAGGAGCAACGUGCUGCCAUCCUGCAAACGGAGGUUGACGCUUUACGUCUACGUCUGGAGGAGAAAGAGUCCUUCUUGAACAAGAAAACCAAGCAGCUGCAGGACCUGACGGAGGAGAAGGGUACUCUCGCCGGAGAAAUCAGGGACAUGAAGGACAUGCUUGAGGUCAAAGAAAGGAAGAUUAAUGUCCUGCAGAAAAAGAUUGAGAACCUGCAGGAGCAGCUGCGGGACAAAGACAAGCAGCUGGGGAACCUCAAGGACAGGGUCAAGUCUCUGCAGACCGACUCCAGUAACACAGACACUGCCCUGGCCACCCUGGAGGAGGCGCUGUCAGAGAAGGAGAGGAUUAUUGAGCGUUUGAAGGACCAAAGGGAGAGAGAAGACAGAGAACGACUGGAAGAAGUGGAAUCAUAUAAGAAAGAGAACAAGGAAUUGAAGGAGAAGGUGAACAGCCUGCAGAUAGAACUAACAGAAAAGGAGUCCAGUCUCAUCGAUCUGAAAGAACACGCAUCAUCCCUGGCAUCCUCUGGCCUCAAGAAGGAUUCAAAGCUCAAGUCACUGGAGAUUGCAAUCGAGCAGAAAAAAGAGGAAUGUAGUAAGUUGGAGACACAGUUACAGAAGAAAGCCCAUGAAGUGGAGCAGCAGUCGGGCUCCAGAGGGAACCCAGAGUAUGUGGACCGGGUGAAGCUGCUGGAAAAGGAGGUGAGCUACUACAAGGAUGAAGCCAAUAAGGCCCAGGCAGAGGUGGAGAGACUCCUGGACAUCCUGCGAGAGGUGGAAACCGAAAAGAAUGAUAAGGACAAGAAAAUUGCUGAGUUGGAAAGACAAGGGGGUAAAGAUCAAGUUAAAAAGGGUUCGAAUAUCAAAUUGGGGCCGCAAGGUGACAAGAAAGGCUUGGGACAGGACCCUCGUAAGGACAGCUCCAUAGAUGGUGGUCACCACUUGAAGGUGAUGUACCCUAAUAAAAAAAAAUAUUUACCCCUGAUGAUACACAGUUUAGUAAUUACCUAAUGAGAUAUGUGUCCUUGUUUUCCCAAACGUCAGUUGGAGGAGCUAAUGAACACGUUAGAAAGGACGAGGCAAGAGCUGGAUGCCACCAAGCAGCGUCUCUCCUCCACACAGCAGUCUUUACAGGAGAGGGACACUCACCUCACCAACAUGAGACAAGAACGCAGGAAACAGCUGGAGGAGAUCCUUGAAAUGAAACAACAAGCUCUGCUGGCAGCAAUUAGUGAGAAAGAUGCUAAUAUUGCACUGCUGGAACUGUCUGCCUCGAAUAAAAAGAAGACCCAGGAGGAGGUGCUAGCCCUCAAGAGGGAGCGGGACAAACUGAUGCACCAGCUCAAACAACAUACACAAAGCAGAAUGAAGCUGAUAGCCGACAACUAUGAAGACGAGCAAUAUCAUCCACAUGCUCCUCACCACCCCCAGCCUCAGCCCCCACAUGCUCCACCUCAGCCCCAGCCCCAGUAUCCCCACGCUCCCCACCCUCAGCAGACUCCAUAUCCACACGCCCCACACCCGCAACAUCCGCAACACCCGCAGCACCUCCAACACCCACAGCACCCACAGGCAUCCCAGCAACACCCACACCCACAGCAGCCACAAAUGCAGUACCCUCACCCUCCUCACCAGCAACAUCCUCAGCACCCCCAACCACCUCCCCAGCACCAACAGCACCCACGCCCUCCACAGCCCCAGCACCCUCACCAACAGCACCCCCAGCAUCCUCAACAGCACCCACACGGGCAUCUGCCUCCGCAGCACCCUCACCCUCAGCACCCACACGGACCUCCACAACAGGGGCCACAUCCCCAACAUCCACACCCUCAGCACCCCCAACACCCCCAGCACCCUCAGCACCCCCAACACCCUCACCAUGCCCAACAUCCACGUCACCCGUCGCCCCACCAUCGCGGGGGACCAGCCCGAGGACCCCCGCAUGCUGGCCAUCGCCCUUCCCCGGACCAGGAUGACGAGGAGGGCAUUUGGGCAUAAUCCUUGCUGUGACAACCAAAGCUCUAAUGUUGUUUUGAGGGAUGAUUCAGUCACUACUGGAGGAGCACAGCCAUGCCAUGAUGUUGUAACACUACCCAACUAAACAUUUAUUACCUCCACUCAAUCAGUACCCAGCAACGGGACCUUUUUUUCCCAGGAAGAGGAGGGGGAACUCAGGUGUGCAGGUCAUGCAUAGAGACUGACAGCUGAGCAGGUGAUGUGGGAACUCUUCUUGGUGUGAACAGGACAAGACGCACUCCACUUCACACAACAUUAGAUAUUCACAACUGAAGUGGAUGGAGAGGGAACGAUAUGGAGAAAGAGAUGUUCUGUGUGUGUCUAAUUGUUGCUUGGACAUGUGAUUAACACGGGAGCACUGUAUCAGAGGUUACACCGAGGUCAACUCACCUGUCUGUCACAAGUUCAGGCCAACGGCGCUCUCUUGAUCCACCCAGCAGAGAUCUCAUGACUGUCUGUCAGCCCAGUAUUUCUUCCUUCCUCCUUCUUCCUUUGACUGGUUCAAGAUCAUGGUUGUCUUGCUGACUGUUUCACCUGCCUGACUGACUCCUCUGGCUCUGGUUGGCUCCUCCGCCUGACUCUUGUCAUGGUUUUUCAAUCCUCACUGCCCUUCUGACUCACCUGGUGACAUCUGACCCCUCUGCCUGGCUGUCAUGACCUUCGGCGUGUUGUAAUCAUCAGAUUGUGUUGCUGAGCUAUAUUUUCCCUCCAUGGCACGCAGUGACUUCUUCUUUUCUUUUCCUUUUUUUAACCUUUUUACCUGCCAUGCGUUUCUUCAGCAUUUCUAAAUGUGACGUGGUGUCCCUUUACUAGCAUGUUCCACACAAUCCAGAUUAAGUGGUUUUAGGGUUUCUUUUGUCAUUUCUUGUUGGUAAAACGAAGAGCUUUGAUCUGACUGAUGACAGGCUUGAGCCUUGCCUGCAGCAUCAAGAGGUUUCUGUGGCUGCGCAAGCAGGGCCUUCCAGUUCUCUGGCUAGUUUUAGCCUUAAGGCUGUGGCUGCAAUGGAUUUUAUCUUCAUCUUACCUCAUUUUAAUCAAAAGUAGUCAAAAAAAAAAAGAAAUAAACUAUGCAGUAGAAACAUAGAGUGAAUGCAUUCCCAUCCUUACUUAAAUCAAGUCAAAAUGAUUUAAUUGUCCAAUCACAGCAGCCAAGGGAGUGGUCAGAAUAUAUUGAUCAGAUUAUUUAGAUUAUUUCUGAGACUAUGCACCUAUGCACCUCCUCUGUGUUGCAGGAAUUUUUACUAAUGGUGCUUCUGCUGGUGCUCAAACUAAACGGUGUGAGAAGACCUGGUAAAGAGCAUCUUUUAGUCCUUUUACAGUAAAGGGACUUGAUCCCACAAUGGGCUUCAUAAACAACUGUAAAGGAGUUCUUUGUACAUAUGAUUUGACAAAAGGGGUUUGUGAUCCACACACAGAGGCUAGGUCCCUCAGCAAAUACUGCUACUAUAAGCAUCAUUCUAGACUAUAAAGAGAAGGCAGUGUCCAAUAGAUGUUUAUCCUGCAGGUCUAUUGGAGCCACUGACACACCAGUGUCUGACCCAGAGUAUGCUCCUGCUCCCCUCUCCCUUGUACUCUUCCAGCAGUAGUCUGUGUGACCUCCCCAAACAUAGUGACUUGUUUUCUCCUUCUCAACAAGGUGGCCUGUGCCUCGUAAAAACUGUACACAUAUGAUAGAUAUGCAUAUAUUAUACAUAUAGAGAGAAAUCUAUAGAGUGUGUCUAUAUGUGGUCAGAAAAUCAUUUCAAACUGACAAGAUACUAUAUAAAUAUAUAUAAUAUAUAUAUAUAUAUAUAUAAAUAUGUUUCUUUUUUCUUCAUGGUUAUUUUUCUAACUGGCUGGAGGUCUGAGAAAUGUCUUAUUUAGAGCGUUGAGCGGUGUGAUUUUCCUCUGAUUUGUACUAUGUAUGAAAACCCCCCUCAGCAGCAAAGUUAACAUUCCCUGUCUGAAAAUACAGGACAGCCCAAAUAGAAAAAAUUAGCUUUAGAACAGUUUAUGGGAAACAAAGAAGUGUAUCCAAAUCUAUCUAGAAGUUUAGAAAAGGUGACAUUAUUACAUUCCUUUCUUAAUGUGAAAAACAACUCAGUUGAAGACCACUUUGCCUGUGGUGACGACUUUGAACAGCGACUUUAUUUAUUUUUUUAAUUUUGCAGCUCGCACAGGUAGCAUUGAGAUUAUGUCUGCUGAACUCAGCAGUCAGAAGCUUGCACUUGUGAGAGGACUAUCACAGUUAUCAUCCAACCAGAGGUUUGAGUGACUCUGUCUGGAUGCAUUUCCUUCGUGUGUUUGUCGUCGUUGUCGUCUUGUAAACCGAAGUGAUGAUGUAUGUGACUGUGACAGCGAACCAAGUAGAAAAAAAAACGCGCACACAAAUUGUUACAGUAUAGUGGAAAAAUGAAGUAGACUGUUACAAUUCCCAGUUCCUUUCUCUUACCCUCAUGGUGCCUGUGUGUCUCCCUUUUAUGGCCAAGUGUUGGUUGUUGUAUAUAAAUGUCUUUCCAUUCACCCAUCACUCCAAGGUGAUCUGUGCAUCAUCUUUUAUGUGUCUGCUUCCCACCGUUACGGCUCCGAUCCGCUGACCAAGAACCAACAGACCGUGUGAAACUUUGCUGUUUGUGUUUACAAAUGUUAAGAUAAAUCCUGACUUGGAUGUUAAAAAACAAAACAAAAGGGAAGACAAUGCAAACAGACAGAGGAGCAACAAUCCUCUCACUACACCAUCAGGGGAUGAAGUAUGAAUCCUCUAUUUUCAGGUCCUUAUCUACUGAAUACUUGAAGUAGGGAGUUCUCCUACCAUGAAAUAGUAAUAUAUGAUUUACAUGGUAGACGACAUUUCAAUUGUGCCCAUGCAUGUUGAUUUUUACAUAAUGUGCCAACUGAAAGUGAUGAUGUAAGGAUAAUCUCCUGUUCUCUAUGCAGAGCGAUUUCUCUACUGUUGUGUCAAAAAAAAAAAGGUUUCGGAGACACCAAGGCUUAGAGGCUGGGACUGGUUUCCUGAGCUUAGACGCAAGAGUAAUCUGACAUUGCGCUUCAGUGUGUGGCAGAUUUGAGAAGGCAAGGCUUCAUCGGUGCCUAGAAACAGCUGUGUAGAAAGACUUGAAAAGUCACCGGUAAUUUUCAAAAGCCUUCAGAAAAAAGAAAAAAAAGCCUACCAUACAUUUUCACUGUAUUGUUGUAAACAGGUUGUUUUUGUUUUACUGCAUAUCACUGAAAACUUUGGAUUAAACAAAUCACUGUGACCAAUGCCAGAAACGCUUUUGUUUGACGGAACAAAUAUUAUGUUUACUUUUUUAUUAUUCAUUUUUUUGUAUUUAAGUUAGCUUUAUUUUUUCUAUUGUUUCAGUGCACUGAACAUGCCAGUUUGAGACUGUACUAUUUGUAUAGGUAAAUGUUUUGAGGUGUACAGUAAAAACCUAGGAGCAAACUAAAUGUGUGUCCAGCAUGCUGAAUGAUUAUUCGUGUGAACGUGAGCUAAUCUCCCAUAAAGCAUCAUUCCUCAUACAUUAAUUGCAUCUGCAUCGUGCAUUGUGACGGUGUGAUGUUGUGUUUGAGAGUGAUGUGUGUCUCACUUACUGUGUCCCCUUAGUAGACAGCCUGUGCAGUUCUGUGAGAGUGCAGCAUGUUCUUGGAGUUGCUGGUGUAAAUGCAUUCAGAAAAGAGGGAUGUGUGUGUGCAUAACUGCAAUUUAUUUGUUUAUGAGUGCGUGUAUGUUGUUGUGUGAAUGCACAAGAGAAAACUAUUUAAAAAAAACUAAACAAAAACAACAACAACUUUAUAAAGAGAAAGUCCCUAAAUGAAAAAAAAAGGGAGAUUGAGUAAGUUUGGGAAAAAAAAGCAUGGAUACUCUGUAAUGUUUUGUUUUAUAAAAACUAUAGGAGGCUGUCCUCAGUGCCCCAGUUUGCUAUUGUAUGUGCUGUAUCAGAAUAUUACUAUUGAGUGUUGGCCAGCUUGUUUAUAUCCAUCAAAUAAAGGUGACUUUCUUUCUGUC
Messenger RNA from Oreochromis niloticus (Nile tilapia), 7766 nucleotides. RefSeq names its product ELKS/RAB6-interacting/CAST family member 2 (gene erc2). Gene Ontology annotation, molecular function: structural constituent of presynaptic active zone. The record is from RefSeq and is a predicted model, not a curated record. Gene Ontology annotation, biological process: neuromuscular synaptic transmission; maintenance of presynaptic active zone structure; regulation of synaptic plasticity. Gene Ontology annotation, cellular component: cytoskeleton of presynaptic active zone. Lineage: Eukaryota; Metazoa; Chordata; Actinopteri; Cichliformes; Cichlidae.